Molecule: messenger RNA, 1966 nt
Organism: Bursaphelenchus okinawaensis
Lineage: Eukaryota; Metazoa; Nematoda; Chromadorea; Rhabditida; Aphelenchoididae
Source: the annotation of a GenBank genome assembly
AUGUGGUUGUGUUUGUUUUUUCUAAUUACUACUGUUACUGCUCAUUUAUUUAAUCUUUCUUCUAUCUACAAGGUUAAUAUUGUAAGUUUUUAAUAAAAAAUCUAAUUAAUCUCUGUUCACAAAAGAAUAACACAAUUAAGAAUGCCAUCACUAUACUAAACAUUCCAGACAGAAACAGAAUUAUACCCAAAACUAGCUCCAUAUGAUACUCAAUUCAACACGGAUCCCCUAAAAGGAGUCCCCAGGAAUACCAGAAAUUACAUUCGAGAUGAGUUCAGCAAGGCUUACUAUGAACCAAAGUGUGGUAAUGUAAAGAACCGACCGUACAUUCAACCGUUCUUUUACUGGCCUGGAGAUACGAUAAAGUUACAGUGUAAAGUGUGUGAGAAGGGUCAAGUUGUGGAUGGUGAGAUGAAGUACUGGGCGUUUGUGCACCGCAGUAUCAUCUACAAGAUUGACAACUUGUACAAGACGAUCAAGGAUAAGCAGUGGAUGCCCAUCGACAAGUUGGAAAGCUUUACCAAUAUUAAGAUUGGAACACCUGAUUUCCACAGUAAGUGGGUUUAAUUAAACUUACCUAAUCAUAUGGUUAAAAAAGUGUUUUUAAAAAAAAUCAUGUUUUUUCAGGACCUGGACCGCUAAGAAAAGGAAGAAUACUGCCAAAAAGUACUGUAACUCAGAGGAAUGGACAUCUAAUCAUACAAAAUGUAAGGCUAAACAAAGAACAUUAAUUUUGUUAAAAAAUCCCUACGUAAAGCCAGUUAUUUUUUGCCCGCCUAAUAAAAACUAAAAAAAAAUUUUUUUGACUGCCUAGUAAGUAAUCUUUUCUUACAGAGUAGAACAGCCCAUUACGGUCUGUAUCGUUGUUUCACCAAAGCUCAAGAAGAAAAUCUCGACUUUAUCUACUACCUCAUACCGUAUACCCCUCUACUGGUCGAUACGAAAAGAGUAACAAGAGAUCAAUGCAAGUUAAUAUCAACAAGUGACCCUACUAGAGUCUUCGAUGAAUUUCAUCGAUGGAGGACAUUUCCAACCUUUGUUCAGGACAAAGAAAAUGGCAUUUGUAAUGGAGAAUGUAACAAGAAAGUGAGUUCAGUAAAAUCUAUCUCUAGGUUAAUUCACUUUUAAGAUGUUGUAUAUAAGUUCCAACAUUAUGUGCCCUACCCCUUAUAGUCAUCAUAAAACGUCUUCUAUGUUCAUAUUUUCCGAUAAAACCAAGUCGACCCAUACCUAUAUAAAGCUUUCCAGUUCCUGGAUGUUUCCAAGAUCAAAGACCCGAUCACCAAAUGGACAACACCAAAAAUACCAACACAAAAUACAACUGUCGUGACAGCUCGGUUAAACCUAGAAGUGUAUUUGAAAUGGGAGAACUGGACCAAGUGUAAGCAAAUGAAUACCCAGACAAGAAUAGGACAAUGUUAUCUACGAAAGACCAACAAAAGUAGGAUAUUCGAUCCAGAACAAGAUACGAUGCUCGGCACACUGUAUUAUGCCACCAAGAUACAUAAACUCUUGGAGAAGGUACCACAAUUUCAAGAGGAUGGUAUUCCAUUGUUCAGGUACGUACUGUUUUGGCGUUACUAGUGUAAUAUAGUGUACAACAUUGUGUAUAAAAAAUUCCUAUUUCGAAAUGAUAUAAAUAGUUAACGUCAUGACAACUUUAAGAUAAAAGCAGCCCUUUUGAUACCUAAACAGCUAAAUAUUACCUAUUUUUAGCGGAAUCCUAAUGGAUACCAUAAUGCCCAAGGAUCAGACGCUCCAACACUGCUCGUCGAUACCUCCUUUCGAGUGGAAUUCCUUACGAAUGCUAAUCAAAACUCUUCUGAAUAAGGGAGUAGAUACCAUGGUAAAGAAAAAUGUCAUGCAAUUAAGUCCAUGUGUCAGGAAGAUCGAGUACAAAGAACGGAAGUCGCUCACCAUGAGUCAUACUGUAUUUCAGACCCGCAAAUGUAAUAAAGACAACUAA